AAUACCGUGAAAGGUGACUCAUAUUGAAAUUUUGAAACGCCUGCCUGUUUACAUACACGUGUGACGUUCUUGACUCGUAUGAUACACCCAAAAUGUUUAAUGGCUGCCAACUCAUCGAUAUGUUGACGGUUUACUGUUAAAAGUCUGAUAUUGUUAAAAACUUCGUCUGAAGUCUUUUUAACGUAGUUUUAAGAAAUUGCUUAAAAAUGAAAAACGUAAUAUUUCUGCUUGUGACGUUGAUCGCACAUGUAAGUUGUAUUAGAUUCUACCUUGAACCAAAUUCAAUGAAAUGCCUAAAGGAAGAAGUUCAAGCAAACGUCCUAGUUGCCGGAGAAUAUGAGGUCUCAGCUACUCCGUCUGUUAAAACUGAAUAUACCAUAAGGGAUUCCAAAGGACAUAUUCUUUCAAGAAAGGAAGAUAUACCUCAUGGAAGAUUGUUAAAAUUCUCAUUUGUUACUGAAAUAUAUGAUACCUUUGAGAUUUGCUUUAAAUCAUAUGCUAUACAACCAUCUUUCUCAGGCAAUAUUAAACAAAUUAAACAGGAAAUUCACUUGAUCACAAAACGUGGUAUAGAAGCAAAAAACUAUGAAGGACUGAUAGGUGAAGCAGCAAAACUAAAACCUUCUGAGGUAGAACUGAAACGUUUAGAGGAUUUAUCUUAUGCUAUUGUUCAGGAUUUUGCUCGAAUGAGAAAGAACGAGGAGGAAAUGAGAGAUACUAAUGAGGCAACAAAUACUCGAGUAUUGUAUUUCAGUAUAUUCUCCAUGUGUUGGCUUUUGGUACUCUCUACUUGGCAGGUUCUCUAUUUAAGACGUUUCUUCAAAGCAAAGAAGCUCAUUGAGUAAAUAGCAAUAGAAAAGAA
This is a messenger RNA of Osmia lignaria (orchard mason bee), 862 nucleotides long. NCBI's taxonomy places the organism in Eukaryota, Metazoa, Arthropoda, Insecta, Hymenoptera, Megachilidae. The record is from RefSeq and is a predicted model, not a curated record.